ACAAGUUUUAAAAAUAUAAAUAGCCAGUUUCUCUCCUUUUUAUUCACUCACCACGCUGAGCAGAAAGAAUUUGGGGGUUUAGGGAUUUUCAGUCGGUGAUUUCAAGCGAGUAACCGAGAACGAGGCCCAAGAAAACAUCAACAGCAGGAGUGGGAGCUUAAAUAACCCACCCCCAAUCGCUUGUAUAUAUCUGUACGCUAAGAAAGGAAUGGAUAUGAAUGAGAAAAUAGAGAUAUUAAAAUCAGAAUUUCAAAAGCUGUCAAAGGAUGGACAAGCUUGGGUGCAACAUUUAUCAGUGGAGAUGAAUAAACAAGAGUGGUUUCAGAAGUUGCCCCCUUUUAUUCAAAACAUACCUCCACUUCAACUCUAUGUUGCACUUGUGGUCUUGUUCCUCACCAUGUUUUUCUUCUUUAUAGUUCGGUUCUUCAACCGCAAGACAUCUAAUACCAUAUUACUCACUGGGCUAAGUGGAAGUGGAAAAACUGUCCUAUUCUAUCAGCUUCGAGAUGGUUCUGCUCAUCAGGGUACUGUAACGUCAAUGGAACCAAAUGAGGGCAGCUUUGUGCUACACUCUGAGACCACUAAGAAGGGCAAGGUAAAACCUGUACACUUAGUUGAUGUUCCUGGACACUCUCGCCUUCAAACUAAACUUGAUGACUUCUUGCCUCAAGCAGCUGGAGUAGUGUUUGUGGUGGAUGCUGUAGAAUUUCUGCCUAAAUCCCGUGCUGUGUCAGAGUACUUAUAUGACAUUUUGACAAAAGCAAGUGUGGUCAAGAAAAAUAUACCAGUACUUAUCUUAUGUAACAAAGUGGACAAGGUCACCGCACAUACCAAAGAGUUCAUCAGAAAACAACUGGAAAAGGAAAUUGACAAACUUAGAGCAUCUCGAAAUGUGGUGUCCGAAGCUGACGUCUCUAAUGAGUUCACACUUGGUAUACCUGGAGAGACAUUUGCAUUUUCUCACUGUCGUAACAAGGUGACUGUUGCUGAAGCUUCUGGCGGGACAGGAGAAAUAACUCAAUUGGAGCUUUUCAUCCGAGAGCAUGUAAAGCCUUGAGAAUUUCUUUUUAAAUUCAUUUAGUUAAUUAGGUUCCAACAUUAAGGAUUGCAUCAGAACUGUUUAAACUGUGAAAUCAAUGGAUGGAAGGUAUCUUUUAGAUUGAA
Molecule: messenger RNA, 1164 nt
Organism: Daucus carota subsp. sativus
Lineage: Eukaryota; Viridiplantae; Streptophyta; Magnoliopsida; Apiales; Apiaceae
Exons: 8
Coding region: 209-1057 (282 amino acids)
Biological process (GO): protein targeting to ER
Cellular component (GO): signal recognition particle receptor complex
Source: RefSeq, a predicted model, not a curated record